Molecule: messenger RNA, 1887 nt
Organism: Penicillium cinerascens
Lineage: Eukaryota; Fungi; Ascomycota; Eurotiomycetes; Eurotiales; Aspergillaceae
Exons: 3
Coding region: 1-1887 (628 amino acids)
Source: RefSeq, a predicted model, not a curated record
AUGUUUUCUCCGGUUCGAGCACGUUCCCUGUCUGUUCAGGCUCCUCUGCCUCCAGAGGCUCCGCUUGCACAGGCUUCUCAGCCUAUUCAGGCCCUCCCGUCUGUUCAGGCUUCUUUGUCUCCAAAGGCUCCUCAAUUUGUUCUGGUUCCUGAGUUUGUCCAGGCUCCUCAAUCUGCUCAGACUCACCAAGCUUCUCAGGCUCCUCAGCCUGUGCAGGAGGCUUCUGAUACUAACUUCAAACAAAUCUUCCCCCACCUCAUCUCUACUCCCCCACAGGAGCCGGCUUCAGCUGCCUUUGUUCUGGCCUCUCGUGGUGAUCCAUUCACAAAGUUGGAAGAGGGUCAGAUCUUUGAGUCAAGUAUCAUCACCGCGGGAUCGGCUCGUCUUGGCUCCCUUGAUAUCGAAACCAUGACGGCAGGCAAUGUCCUGUUUACUUUUGGCAUUCUGGGUUUCAUGGCUAACCUGAGGCCAAUCUUCACCUACAAGUAUGGUUCUGAUGGGAAGAAGAUCGGUGUUCGACUCUCCCUCUAUGGCCAUACUGUGGUGGUUGAGCCUUCUGCGUUGGAUGCUCAUUCUAUGCGCAUCAUUGCUUGCCGUCGUGGUCUUGCGAAGUUGCGCAAGUUUAACCCGGAAUGGGUUCUGCCUCCCCAGCCUAUGGAAGGUCCUUCUGGGCCUGCAUGGAGCUGGGUACAGCUUCUUUACGGUGAGUCUCUCUGCUUCGCUUGCUUUGCACUCAACAAUCUUUCGGGGAUGGACGGUGACCAUUGGAAGGCUCCCUUCAAUGGUGCUGACUAUGAAUUAGAUUUCUGCAGUGACCAGGCCUGGUCGGCCCCUGGUUAUAACGGGAGUGUCCUGGAUGCGCAGUACUUCUGCGAUGUCCUUGUGAAUGGCCAGGUUUUCCGCACGGCUCGGCAGUGCGCCACUGCAGAGGAGGCUCAGAAUACGGUUGCGCAUAUUGCACUGCAUCAGCUGUUUACUGCCGAGGAGCUCUUUGGGGAAGGAUCCAUUCUGCCCGCUGAUACUCCUCUUGAUCUUCCUGCUGAUUUUCAUGCUCGUCCUGCUGGACCUCCGCUGCGACCUAUCCAUGUCAACAGCAGAAAUACUCUGCUUGAUGUGAGAGAGCGUGUGUCUCACCCCCAGGUUCAGGGAUUUACGGUUGCACUGGAGGAUGAGCUGCAAGAUUUGAUUCUAGACUCCCAUCCGAAGCGUGCACAGGAGCGUGCCCAGCGUCCCAAGCCCUCGAAGAUUGAGGGUCCCUUCCAGCCCCAAAAGGUGAAGAAGAGGAAGGCGAGGAAUAAGAACAAGAACAAGAACAAGAACAAACCUCCAGCCGAGCAACCCCAGCAGAAGGCUAAGCCCGUGGCCCAGCGGCCCCAGAACAAGGCCAAACCUCCAGUGAAUCAAGACCGUACCAAGUCGAACUCGAACAUGGUUCCCUUGAGGUACAACCGGCUGCCUCUGCUUGAGCAACCGGAUGUCGCCGAAGACAAGCUGGCCAUGCUCAAGGCAGUCCAGGCGGGCUUGAAUGAGCUGCACGCUACAGCUUCAUACUGGCGCUUGCUGAACAAAUUCUGCGAAGUCCUGAAGAUCGAAGUCCCUAAAAUCCGUCAGCAUCAAAACUGCAAUGACAACCCCAAACGUUCCCACCUGAUCCGUGCCUGGUUUGAUGGAAGCAACCCCUACCUCAGCAGAGCUAGUCCCGUGCAUAUUGCCGACAUUGACCCAAUGUCGGAGAAUGCCGCACACGCCCUGGGUGUUCAGAAGGUCAUCGUGUAUCUGCUGAAGAUCCUCAGGGAGGACGCUGAGAUCGAUGUCUCGAGUGAGGCGUACCGUGGACAGCUGUCGCUUUUGCGUAACUUGGAGCUCGAGAUUGAGGAUCGCUGCUGA